Molecule: messenger RNA, 654 nt
Organism: Coccidioides immitis RS
Lineage: Eukaryota; Fungi; Ascomycota; Eurotiomycetes; Onygenales; Onygenaceae
Exons: 1
Coding region: 1-654 (217 amino acids)
Source: RefSeq, a predicted model, not a curated record
AUGUUUCCAACAAAUGGCUCCUCAGAAUUCUGGAAUAUCUACAUAUGUAUUCUGCACAGAGUGCAACAACAGAGCAAAUUCCUCAUCCAGAACAUUAUUUACACGUCUACAAGUCAGGCUGUAAAGGAUGAGCUGUUCCCUCUGCUUCGGCCCAAUUCAAACUUGGACACAAAAAGUGGACUGGAAUGGCAAAGUACCCGGGAUUAUCCAAAAACGCUGUUAUCCCCGUCAAUAUUUGGACUAUGGAGCUCAACACCAAGCAGCAUCCCAAAUCAGAAUGAUUGUGCUCAGAUAAUAAAUACCCAGAGCGGUCGACAAAUAAGGAUCACGUCUCCAUCUUGUUGUAUUGGUGCGCACUUUCUAGCCGACCUUCAGACUAAAGAGGAACUACUUAACCCUAGAUUUAAAGGUCCUGUUAAGCCGGCUUUCAUCGGAGAGGUGAAUAUUCCCGGCGUCGAUAACGCCGGAGGAUGGUAUGGCAAUGCCCAACUAAGUGCUGCCCAAAUCUCACAUGGACGGAGUUUUCGAACUCCAGCACUGGCCCUUUGGGAACUUGCAGGGUCUUCCACACGAAGCAUCACACGCGAAGACAAAAGAGUCAUCACCAUUCAAAGUUUAAUUCGACAGAAAGGGACAAGAUUCAACCGUGGCUAG